UUUAUAUUUUAUCGAUAUUGAUCUGUAAGACGAGAGAAAGAGAGAGCAGUGUCAUUUGGUUCUAAUUUUUCUCUGAAAUCAUCAAUGGCGAAUAGGUACUGGGUGGUUUCUCUUCCUGUUCAGGGAUCUGCUUCGUCCCUAUGGAAUCGUCUCCAAGAACUAGUCUCUAAGCAUUCCUUUGAUACUCCACUUUACCGAUUCAAUAUUCCUAAUCUUCGUGUCGGAACACUGGACUCGCUUCUCUCUCUCAGUGACGAUCUUGUGAAAUCAAACAACUUCGUGGAAGGAGUGUCUCACAAGAUCAGAAGGCAGAUCGAGGAACUGGAAAGGGUUUCGGGCGUCGAGAGCAGUUCUCUCACAGUUGAUGGAGUUCCUGUUGAUUCAUAUCUCACAAGGUUUGUUUGGGAUGAAGCUAAGUAUCCCACUAUGUCUCCUCUGAGGGAGAUUGUGGAUGGCAUUCACGGUCAGGUGGCUAAGAUUGAGGACGAUCUUAAAGUGCGUGUAGGUGAGUAUAACAAUGUGCGCAGUCAGCUUAAUGCUAUCAAUCGAAAGCAAGCUGGAAGUGUAGCAGUCCGUGAUCUUUCUAAUCUAGUUAAACCAGAGGAUAUUGUUACUUCAGAACAUCUGGUCACGCUGCUUGCAGUUGUUCCCAAGUAUUCACAGAAGGAUUGGCUGUCAAGCUAUGAGACAUUGACCAACUAUGUGGUUCCCAGGUCAUCAAAGAACUUGUAUGAAGAUAAUGAAUAUGCUCUUUACACUGUUACACUAUUCAAUCGUGUGGCAGACAAUUUUAAAACAAGUGCACGUGAAAAAGGCUUCCAAAUUCGUGAUUUUGAACAUAGUACAGAAGCACAAGAAAGCCGAAAGCAGGAGCUAGAAAAAUUGAUGCAAGACCAAGAGGUUCUGAGAAGCUCUCUUUUACAGUGGUGCUACACCAGUUAUGGCGAGGUCUUCACCUCCUGGAUGCACUUCUGUGCUGUACGAAUCUUUUCAGAGAGCAUUCUUAGAUAUGGUCUGCCACCAUCUUUCUUGUCAUUCGUUUUAGCUCCAUCUCUGAAGGGUGAGAAGAAAGUGCGCUCACUCCUUGAAGGGUUGUGCGACAGUACAAACAGCACAUAUUGGAAAGGUGAAGAUGAGGUUGGAGUGAUGGCUGGUUUAGGAGGUGAGGCUGAUACCCAUCCGUACGUCUCCUUUACAAUUAAUCUUGUUUGAUCUGAGAGAGAGAGAGAGAGAGAGAGAGAGAAAGUGAUUGAGUGAGAGAGCUCAGUUUACAGUUACAGUUUCUUGUCCAUUUUGAAGAAGCCUGAACCUGCGGAUUUCUCUAGAAUAAUAAAUGUGGGUGGGAUAAGCCAAAAAUAUUGUAUAUUAGAGGUGCAUUAUAAUUUAUGGCCAUAAUUCUUUGGUUAUUUCUUUGGGAUUCGUGAGGGUUCUCAUUUUUAAUCUGAGUAUAAAAUGUCUUAGCUAUCUGGAAUGAACUCGUUGCUAAGAAUACAUGUGAUGUCUCGACAUUGUAAUGUAUUUAUUUGUUCUGAACGACUUGAAUUUAUUCUACUCUGUUCAUUGUUUUACAUUUGUAUAAUAUGAUUGAUUCAAUUA
Molecule: messenger RNA, 1596 nt
Organism: Humulus lupulus (European hop)
Lineage: Eukaryota; Viridiplantae; Streptophyta; Magnoliopsida; Rosales; Cannabaceae
Product: V-type proton ATPase subunit C
Exons: 11
Coding region: 85-1212 (375 amino acids)
Biological process (GO): proton transmembrane transport
Cellular component (GO): vacuolar proton-transporting V-type ATPase, V1 domain
Molecular function (GO): proton-transporting ATPase activity, rotational mechanism
Source: RefSeq, a predicted model, not a curated record